GGCUUCUAUCUCUUCAUUCUAGGCGUCCUGACGCCCAGGGACCGAGUAUGGAUUGUGGAACACCUUCUUGAGUCUGUUCUUAAAAAUGAGUCGAAAAAUGAUGAAUUUAGACCUCCUGACGCUUCUGGACCCCAGCUCAGUAGAAAUCGAACUCGAGAGGAGCUAUCUAGCUGGUUGACGAUAAAUUCCCUCGACUCCUCGUUGAGGCAGAUACUCAUUUGCACCGGCUUCUUCACCACACUCAUCAGUGCCAGCUGCCUUCUUGGCAUCUGUUUGAAGAGCAAUGCUCUGCUCUAUAUCUACCUAGUACCCACCUGCCUGGUCUUCUUCUUCAUUGUUGGCGUUAUUGGCCUACUCAAUUUCCAUCCCAAUUCCAUUUUCAUGUCACUGCGGUAUCUGCUCGCCAGAGUGUUCGUGGAAAACUACACUCUUAGAAAAUCGGGGACAGUGAAUUCAGCAUUCACAAUCUUAUGGGAACACCUGCAGGAAAGGCACAACUGCUGCGGUGCAAUCAGUGCAAACGACUUCCAUUUAGUAAGUGGGUUUAACUCAGUGGCCAGUCGUCUGCCUCUGAGCUGUUGCGCCCAACAGGCGAAUUGCACGCUUGACUAUCCCUUCAAUCAUGUGAAAUACAGCCUGGUUCAGUUGGACCUUGAGCCUCCUCUUGCUGCAGAGGGUAUAUACCAGCCAUGCUUCCCUAUCAUCUGGGACUAUGUUAAAGUGUACUUUGGUGUGAUUGUCUACAUUCUAGUCUCGAUUGACAUCUACCUGUUCGGACUAGCCUGCUUAGCGAUCCAUGUCAUUCGUGUGCGGAUCCAAAACCAAACUAUGAAGAGGGGCAAAGGAAAACGUUAA
Protopolystoma xenopodis is the source of this 855-nucleotide messenger RNA. The record is from the annotation of a GenBank genome assembly. NCBI's taxonomy places the organism in Eukaryota, Metazoa, Platyhelminthes, Monogenea, Polystomatidea, Polystomatidae.